Molecule: messenger RNA, 666 nt
Organism: Saccostrea echinata
Lineage: Eukaryota; Metazoa; Mollusca; Bivalvia; Ostreida; Ostreidae
Product: U6 snRNA-associated Sm-like protein LSm1
Exons: 4
Coding region: 69-470 (133 amino acids)
Biological process (GO): deadenylation-dependent decapping of nuclear-transcribed mRNA
Cellular component (GO): P-body; Lsm1-7-Pat1 complex
Molecular function (GO): RNA cap binding
Source: RefSeq, a predicted model, not a curated record
CUACACACCGAGUACCCUGGAACUUGUUGCGAAUAGUAUGAUUUCCCGAGAAGUGGUUGUAUUUUGCUAUGAAUUACCUUCCAGGAACAGCUAGCUUAGUAGAAGAGAUAGAUAAAAAACUUCUUGUUGUGCUAAGAGAUGGAAGAACACUCAUAGGCUAUCUCAGAAGUAUUGAUCAAUUUGCAAACCUAGUCCUUCAUCGCACCAUUGAAAGAAUUCAUGUUGGUAAAAAGUAUGGAGAUAUUCCAAGGGGCAUUUUUGUUGUGAGAGGAGAAAAUGUUGUUUUGCUUGGUGAAAUUGACUUGGAAAAUGAAAAAAACCCUCAGCUAGAGGAAGUACCAAUAGACGAUAUUCUGGAAAUGCAGCGUGAAGAACAAAUGCAGAAACAGCAGGAAGAGGAACGCAAAAAGAAGUCCAUGUUGGAGCGUGGACUACAGCCUCAUUCUGAUCUUCAUGAUGACCUUUUCUGAAGUUCAUGUGCAGAAACUAUAAAAAGAGAUCCUUCUACAUGUGGUUAGAACUAUGAAUGACAUUUUCAUACCAGCUUUGAAAUGUCAAGUUUAAAAACUUUAUAUGUAACUAUAAUAAAAAUUUUGUUUUUCUACAUGCUUGUAUGCAUCAUCUCACAUUUCUAUUUGUGAAUUGUUUAAAAUCUCAAUCAAGUCA